Eucalyptus grandis is the source of this 1446-nucleotide messenger RNA. RefSeq names its product ankyrin repeat-containing protein BDA1-like. Bases 1 to 1446 code for a protein of 481 amino acids. The record is from RefSeq and is a predicted model, not a curated record. NCBI's taxonomy places the organism in Eukaryota, Viridiplantae, Streptophyta, Magnoliopsida, Myrtales, Myrtaceae. Gene Ontology annotation, molecular function: protein binding. The transcript has 2 exons.
AUGGAGCGAAGAAUGUUAGAAGCAGCUCGGAAGGGCAAUGUCCAUGAGCUGGAAGACUUGAUCAACAGCAAUGAGCUCAUCCUCGAGGAGAUGGAUCUUGAAGGAGCCGGUCACACGCCGCUGCAUGUCGCCUGUGUGGCUGGCCAUUUAGAUUUUGUCCGAGAGCUCCUAAAGCAUAUGCCGAAGCUAGCGGAAAAGGUGAACGCUGAUGGUUUCAGCCCACUGCACAUCGCGGCGGCUCGAGGUGAUGUCGAGAUUGUGAGGGAGCUCUUGACAGUGAAACCACACCUGUGCCCCGUGAAGGGACGGGAGAGAAGAAUCGCUUUGCAUUAUGCCACCGCGAACGGGAAGGUCGAUGUCAUGAAGGUAUUGCUCGCCGCUUCGCCUGAGUCUGUUGAAGACACGACUGCCCGAGAGGAGACCGCGCUUCACCUUGCCGUGAAGAACAACCGGUUCGGCGCAGUGGUUGUGUUGGUGGACCAUCUGAAGCAGCACAAGAAGGAGCAGGUGAUCAACUGGAAGGACCACAAAGGCAACACUGCCUUGCAUCUUGCUGCUGCUAGCAAAAAUUUUGAGGUGGUGAACUUCCUGCUUUGUAAGCAUGCUGUGGAGUCUGAGGUCGUGGAGGUGAAUGCCGUGAACGAACGUGGGCUGACGCCUCUAGACGUCUCAACUCCCUUGCAAAGGGAAGCAGGAGAUAGAGAGGUCAGAGAAAUCCUCAUUCGAGCGGGAGCCAAACACGGAAGAGGAAGAUCAAACUCACCCGCAUCAAGCCCAGUCCCGGCGGACGACAACAAUUUCGGGGGAGGUAAUAGUCAUCAAGCAGCUGGGGAGGAACCGGUCAAAGAUGCUCCUCAGGCAUCACCGCGUUCGCAAUCGAAGAAUUCAAAUGCGGAAAAGGAGUCGUUUGGCGACAUCCGCAAUGCCCUGUUAGUUGUCGCCGCACUCAUCGCUAGCGCGACCUACCAAUCUGUGCUUCAGCCGCCAAAGAUAAUAGAAAUCGACAUCGACGACAACAAAUCAAACGAUGCUUCCAUGACUAAAUAUAAUGGUGCGGGCUUGGUGUACGCUCUCUUCCUAGGCGGCAACACACUAGGAUUCAUGGUGUCGGUCCAGAUGAUCAUUUGCCUCACCAGAUUUGUCCCCAACCACGCCAGGCUGCCGCUUAAGCUGCCGCUUAGGCUAUCCCUGGUCGCCAUGAUUCUAACUUAUUUUUGCUUCACGUUAUCCCUACUGCUCACGACAAUGGGUAAAAGGAAUUCAAAUGAGAAAGCUCUGCGCAUGAUGCCGCUAAUGCUAGCAUUCGUUCUUCUGCUGAUGCAGCAUUGGCUGGCACGCGCUAUAGAUUAUUUCUUGGAACGGCUUGUUGGAUUGCACCUUCUAGGUGAUAUGUACCGGCUAGAGGACAAGGACUCAGAGAAUAAGGACUUAGAGAAGAAGGGAUAA